Molecule: messenger RNA, 883 nt
Organism: Rubroshorea leprosula
Lineage: Eukaryota; Viridiplantae; Streptophyta; Magnoliopsida; Malvales; Dipterocarpaceae
Source: the annotation of a GenBank genome assembly
CUGGCCUAAACCAAAAGGCAAAAAGAAUUUUGAUGCAAGUGCUGACUGUCUGAAAAUGUCUUUGGAUACGCUGGCGGACUCGACGGGAAGUGACGUCACCAGCCUGAAUUUUGAGGAUACGGAAUUGACCUUAGGAUUGCCUGGUUGUGAGAGUCGCUUGCCGUCGGUUAGAGUAACCAAGUCCUGUUCUAAAAGAGGCUUCACCGAGACCGUUGAUCUCAACUCUCGUUCCGAUUGCCACCGUGCCGGAAAACCACCAGCAGCCAAGGCACAAGUCGUUGGUUGGCCUCCAGUUAGAUCAUGGAGGCAGAAGGCGGUGGCAGCCGGGGGCUGUAAGUACGUGAAGGUGGCUGUAGACGGUGCACCGUAUCUCCGGAAAGUAAACCUGGAGGAAUACGCCAGCUAUAAGGAGUUAUUGGAGGCUUUGGAGAAAAUGUUCUCAUGGUUCACCAUAAAUUGGAAUUACAAAGAGGAAAGCAAGGUGAAGGGGAUGGAGUAUGUGCCAACUUAUGAAGAUAAAGACAGUGACUGGAUGAUGGUUGGAGAUGUUCCUUGGAAGAUGUUCAUGGAAUCUUGCAAGCGAAUUCGCCUGAUGAAAAGCUCAGAGGCUGCAGUCUUAGGUGAAAAUGCUCAAAAACAAAAUUUUGAGAUGAAAGUACCAAGUGAUGAUGAUCCAGAGAGCUUGAAUGUACAGGAAAACGGAUCCAGGUCUUAGUUCUCUAGUUGAGGGAUGAAGAGUUUAAUUAUGAGGGAAAUAAGAGCAAUAAUGUUCAGUAGAUCUACAGAGCUUAAUAUAAUUAGCUUUGUAAUUAUGUUAGUGUUAUGGGAUGUGUUCAGUAAUAUGUAACGAAAUUCUCUGGUUCAGUGACAAUAUUUUAAUUUA